AUGCACGAGGAUUCCAAACGAAAGGGCGGUCUUUGUCCCUUAGAUUUCGCCCUUGGAUGGCCUGCUGGUCUAAAAACACUUCUGAGAUUUGGGCAUGACCCGAGGUCUGCUCUUGAGCUCUCGAUCUAUUUCGGCGAUUUGGAGUCGACUAGAAUCCUUCUCGGGGCCGAUGGCUUCGCUCUGGCAAUUAAUCCUUUAAUUGUGCACGGUGCAUCUGUGCAAGAGAUCCAGGAGAUCCAGGAGUGUGUCAUUGACGCACUGAAGGCUAAGAGAGAGCAGCUCAGAACUAUAGGGCUGGAGAAUUCGGCGGCAGGAGAACUGCAACUGUCAGAUUUUCUUGGCCAAGAGACUGUCCCAAACCCAAAAGGAGUCGUUAUGUGGAAUGAUUUGCGAAGGAAAGGUGUUGAAGUUAGGAGAGAGCUGUUCCCUGGAAGGGCCACAACAGUGUUUGCAUAUCUGGACUCAGAGAGUCGACUCGACUUUGCCGAAAGGCUCUACAAUGCUGGAUUCGAAUCAGUCGACGGUGCAGAGAAGACUGUCGGAACACCGCUCCUCAACCUCGUGAGUCAGACAAGCCUUGGAACUGGGAGCAGUUACGACCUUGUAGCAUGGCUGCUUAAGAAGCAAGCGAGUCCAUAUUUCGGCGCAGACGGCUCAUUCCCCUCGAUGCUCUUCUAUUUCGCCAUCCUGUACGACUCGCUGCGGAGUGACCAAAGAUUCUCGACAGAGAUCCUACCUCUGACGUCCUCCCUCUGCAACCCAAUGUGUACCGACGAUUGUUCCUGCUAUUGCUCCUCCCUUGGUGGGUGUCUACCGGCACAUAAGCUCUGGACUUGCGACCCUUGCAGAAGUUCCCACGGACGCUGCCAGUCAACAAAUCGAGCUGUUUUGAGUUUGCGGCUCCAAGAGUGGCUCAUCUUUUCGCAACUUGACGAAUUAGUCACUUCGAUGUAUCUCGACGAGAUAUGCCGGCUUGAGAUAUUCGAUCGGCUAGGCCUUGCACACACCUGCUGUACUGCUUUUGGUGGUCUCUACGUUAAGAGAAAGACUGUAGACGAAGAGAAACGAAUGGAGCUUCAUGAUGAAGACGCGGUGCUAAUUGAGCAGCUAGAACUCAUCAUGCAAGAAUACAAGCGACUCAAGGGCGGUUGUACGGAGACGCUGUUAGAAUUUUGGGGCAAAUGGUGGGCGAGAAUCGAUAUGAUUUUACCAGAGCUCAGUCCAAAGGAGCGUUGCCGGCGCAAAUCAUUAGAGAGAGAUUUCUGCCACUUUAAUGAUGACCUGUCCAUCGCAGAGUUUCAGAAGGAAGCCCAUAAAUUGUCAGAACUGAGAGCCGCAACUGAAGAAAACGCACUGAGAAAUCUGGGAUACUACGGAUGGGAUUUUUCAGACGUCAUCCGCACGCAUUUACGAUGUUUGUAG
Messenger RNA from Exophiala spinifera, 1422 nucleotides. RefSeq lists its product as uncharacterized. The record is from RefSeq and is a predicted model, not a curated record. NCBI's taxonomy places the organism in Eukaryota, Fungi, Ascomycota, Eurotiomycetes, Chaetothyriales, Herpotrichiellaceae. The coding region runs from base 1 to 1422 and encodes 473 amino acids. The transcript has a single exon.